This is a messenger RNA of Coregonus sp. 'balchen', 19392 nucleotides long. NCBI's taxonomy places the organism in Eukaryota, Metazoa, Chordata, Actinopteri, Salmoniformes, Salmonidae. The record is from the annotation of a GenBank genome assembly.
GUGAUUGAGCUUGAUGUAUCCUGUCCCUCCUCUCUGGGCCAGCUGGAGUUUGUGGUGCUGGAAUCAGAGCCGUACCUCCCGUUCUGCUUCCUCAACAAUGACUGGUUCUGCUCUAAAGUUGUGGUGACCACACCAGAGGGAGACACGGCCAACUUCCCCUGUUACCACUGGAUCUCAGGCAACGAGCGGCUGGUGUUCAGAGAGGCCACUGGUCAGUAUGUUGGUGUAUAGAUCAUUGUCUAGGUUUAGUUCUGAGUAUACCUGCUGUGCCUAUUAUACGUCAGCUAGCUGAAUGUCAUUUGUAGUUUAUUUUUAAAUGUGUCUCAAAAGGGGCCAUAUUUAUGGAAUAAUGGUGGAUAUACUUUGUAUGGCUUAAGAUGUUGACCAAUCCCCACAAAACGUGAAAAUAAUCACACUUUCUGGUAUUUUGUUUAUAAGGUAAACUGAUAUUCAAUGAGACCUGGCCAGAGGCCAUAGAGGAGAGAAAGAAGGAGUUGCAGAGUCGCCGUGAUGUGUACCGGUGAGAGGCUAGUUCUGAGAUCUGGAAACUCAAUUCCAAAGAUGCAGAAACACUUUUAAAAAACAUCAAAAUGCUUUUGAAUCAGCACUUUUAGAGAGCAAAGAACUAAAGUGGUACAAACCCAAAAGUAACAAAGUGCACCUACUGUUUUUUUAAAUGCACUUUUGGGACCAAAGUUAUUAUAGUAAACUAAAACUGAAACAAAAACAAAUCAUGGAAAAACGAUUUCCUAAACUGAAAUAAAAUCAUUAAGAAAUAAGUUUGAAACACUAUACUCAAACUAUUAUCUUUGACUCUAAAACAAACAAAAACAAAAAUCAUCAUGUUCAGUUGUAGUUUGUUUUUCUACUAAACUUUGGGCAAAAAUCGAAAUAAAUUUAAAUAAAUGUUGGUCAUUUAGCAGACGCUCUUAUCCAGAGCGACUUACAGGAGCAAUUAGGGUUAAGUGACUUGCUCAAGGGCACAUCAACAGAUUUUUCACCUAGUCGGCUCGGGGAUUAGAACCAGCGACCUUACGGUUACUGGCACAACGCUCUUAACCACUAAGCUACCUGCCGCCCCAAAAAAAAUAGGGUUUUAAAAGUUCUGAAUCUGACGGGUAAAUGCUGCAAGGAAAAUGGCGAUGUUUCAAAUAGGCCUAGCUUGUGCAUCACUAUUACUAGCUAUUAGUAGCUAACAAAUGUGCAAUGACUUAAUUUGUUUCCCCCCCUCUCUGUCAGGUAAAGGUACUUUAUUCUUCUUACAUGUACUAAUACGUUUUUUUUUUAAAGCAUUGGAUUGCUGUUAACAUGGGCAAGUCACAUUGAGAUUGACUUUAUAAUUUCAAUCUAACCUAUCCUAUGAACUGACCCAUCACCUUCUUUAUAACUGUCCCCCAGUGGCAAGAAGUGACAUCCCAAAAAAACACUCAAACUAUAGUCCUACAACACAUACAGUGCAUUCAAAAAGUAUUCAGACCCCUUGACCUUUUCAAAAUAUUGUUACGUAAAAACAAAAAGUCUACACACACCCCAUAAUGACAAAGCGAAAAAAAAAUUUUGGGACAUUUUAGCAAAUGUAUAAAAAAAAAAAAAACAUACCUUAUUUACAUAAGUAUUCAGACCGUUUGCUAUGAGACUCAACUGAGCUCAGGUGCAUCCUGUUUCCAUUGAUCAUCCUUGAGAUGUUAAGGCAUUUUAAAAACAUUACAAUACAUUCAUAACAGAUUUCACAACAUAUUAGGUGUGUGCCCUCAGGCCUCUACUCUACUACCACAUAUCUAUAACACAAAAUCCAUGUGUACAUGUGUAUAGUGCGUAUGUUAUUGUGUGUUUCUAUGCAUGUGUUUAAGUUUGUGUUGCUUCAUAAUCCCCGCUGUUCCAUAAGGUGUAUUUUUAUCUGUUUUUUUAAAUCUAAUGCUACUGAUGGCAUGAGUUACUUGAUGUGGAAUAGAGUUCCAUGUAGUCAUGGCUCUAUGUAGUACUGUGCGCCUCCCAUAGUCUGUUCUUGACUUCGGGACUGUGAAGAGACCUUUGGUGGCAUGUCUUGUGGGGUAUGUAAGGGUGUCCAAGCUGUGUGCCAGUAGUUAAAACAGACAGCUCGGUGCAUUCAACAUGUCAAUACCCCUCACAAAUACAAGUAGUGAUGAAGUCAAUCUCUCCUCCAUUUUGAGCCAGGAGAGAUUGACAUGUUAAUGUUAGCUCGCUGUGUACAUCCAAGGGCCAGCCGUGCUGCCCUGUUCUGAGCCAAUUGCAAUUUUCUUAAGUCCCUCUUUGUGGCACUUGACCACACGACUAAACAGUAGUCCAGGUGCGACAAAACUAGGGCCUUUAGGACCUGCCUUGUUGAUAAUGCUGUUAAGAAUGCAGAGCAGCGCUUUAUUAUAGACAGACUUCUCCCCAUCCUAGCUACUGUUGUAUCAAUAUGUUUUGACCAUGACAGUUUACAAUCCAGGGUUACUCCAAGCAAUUUAGUCUCCUCAACUUGCUCAAUUUCCACAUUAUUCAUUACAAAAUGUAUUUGAGGUUUAGGGUUUAGUAAAUUAUUUGUCCCAAAAACAAUGCUUUUAGCUUUUGAAAUAUUUAGGACUAACUUAUUCCUUGCCACCCAUUCUGAAACUAACUGCAGCUCUUUGUUAAGUGUUGCUGUCAUUUCGGUCGCUGUGGUAGCUGAUGUGUAUAGUGUUGAGUCAUCCACAUACAUAGACUCACUGGCUUUACUCAAAGCCAGUGGCAUGUCGUUAGUAAAGAUUUAAAAAAGGUAAGGGGCCUAGACAGCUGCCCUGGGGAAUUCGUGAUUCUACCUGGAUUUUGUUGGAGAGGCUUCCAUCAAAGAACACCCUCUGUGUUCUGUUAGACAGGUAACUCUUUAUCUACAAUAUAGCAGGGGGUGUAAAGCCAUAACGCAUAAGUUUUUCCAGUAACAGACUAUGAUCGAUAAUGUCAAAAGCCACACUGAAGUCUAACAAAACAGCCCCCACAAUAUUUUUAUCAUGAUUUCAGCCAAUCAUCAGUCAUUUGUGUAAGCGCUGUGCUUGUUGAAUAACUUCCCUAUAAGCGUGCUGAAAUCUGUUGUCAAUUUGUUUACUGUGAAAUAGCAUUUUAUCUGGUAAAACACCAUUAAAAAAAAAUAUGUUACUAACGAUUGGUAACAGGCUGAUUGGUCGGCAAUUUGAGCCAGUGAAGGUCCCCAAGAACACAGUGGCCUCCAUCAUUCUUAAAUGGAAGAAGUUUGGAACCACCAAGACUCUUCCUAGACCUGGCCACCCGGCCAAACUGAGCAAUCGGGGGAGAAGGGCCUUGGUCAGGGAGGUGACCAAGAACCCGAUGGUCAGUCUGAAAGAGCUCCAGAGUGCCUCUGUGGAGAUGGGAGAACCUUCCAGAAGGACAACCAUCUCUGCAGCACUCCACUAAAUCAGGCCUUUAUGGUAAAGUGGCUAGACGGAAGCCACUCUUCAGUAAAAGGCACAUGACAGCCCACUUGGAGUUUGCCAAAAGGCACCUAAAGACUCUCAGACCAUGAGAAACAAGAUUCUCUGGUCUGAUGAAAUCAAGAUUGAACUCUUUGGCCUGAAUGCCAAGCGUCACAUCUGGAGGAAACCUGGUACCAUCCCUACUGUGAAGCAUGGUGGUGGCAGCAUCAUGCUGUGGGGAUGUUUUUCAGCAGCAGGGACUGGGAGACUAGUUAAGAUAGAGGGAAAGAUGAAUGGAGCAAAGUACAGAGAGAUCCUUGAUGAAAACCUGACCCAAAGGUUCAUCUUCCAACAGGCCAACAACCCUAAGCACACAGCCAAGACAACGCAGGAGUGGCUUCGGGACAAGUCUCUAAAUGUCUUUGGGUGGCCCAGCCAGAGCCAGGACUUGAACCCGAUUGAAAAUCUCUGCAGAGACAUGAAAAUAGCUGUGCAGCGACGCUCCCCACCAACCUGACCGAGCUUGAAAGGAUCUACAGAGAAAAAUGGGAGAAACUCCACAAAUACAGGUGUGCCAAGCUUGUAUGUAAUACUUUUGUAAAUGUCAUAUUUCAAAAAAAGAAUUAUGAUAAAUUAGCAAAAAAUUCUAAAACCUGUUUUUGCUUUGUCAUUGUGGAAUAGAUUGAUGAGGAAAAACAACAAUUUAAUCAAUUUUAGAAUAAGUCUAACGUAACAAGAUGUGGAAAAAGUCAAGGGGUCUGAAUACUUUCCGAAUGCACUGUAAAUGUUUCCUAGCCUUCCACCAUAGGCUACUUUCUGUCCCUAACACAAAAACUUAAACCGAAACAAAAUAAUAUAAAAACGAAAUAUAAAUGUUUUAUCAAACAAAAAACAGAAAAAAAACGAGAAAAUCAAGUCUGAAAACGAAUUGAAACUAAAUAGAUUCUUAUUUUUAUAAAUAUAAAAACAACUAUAAUAACCUUGUUUGGGACUGAAUCCUAUGUACGUUCAGUUUUAGCCAAUCAAUAUCGAAGAUGAAAAUAAUAAAUAGUGUGACAUUUUCAGGUAACAAUUAUGUAAAUGUCCUCGCCAAAGCACCUGCCACCUUAUCCUCCAACGGAGACUUCUUUAUAAGUGCCUACUUGUCCUUGUAUGUACUGAUUUUUGUGUAUAGAUUAUGUAAUGUAUUAUAGAUGACGCCUCUACCAUAUUUGACUAUGAUUGUUUUUAGAGUCUCAAUUUGAUUGGUCCACAAUGUUUUUUUUGUGUUUUUUAAAAUUAUUAUUAUUUUAUUUUUUUUAAUCGGUAGUGUAUCAUUGUGGAAUGACGAAUACAUUUUUCUAAACUAUAAACUCUAAACUCCAAAGAAACAAAUAACUCUUAAACCCAGAUACAUUUAUGUGAAGUAACCUAAGCUACCAUUUUGUAUGGUUGUGUAAUUUACCAUGUCUAUCCCCUUCAGGUGGAGUAUAUAUGCCGAGGGUCUACCCGAAAUAAUGAAAGUUGACAGUGCUUCUGAUCUCCCUGCUGAGGUCCGCUUCUCUUUCACCAAGGACUUUGAGUUCACGUUCACAGCAGUCGAAGCGUAAGUUAGAGCACUAAUUAUCAAAAAUAUUUGCUUACUGCACCCCAAUCACAUUUUGCUCUUCCCAGAGUACCCCUGAAGUGUGCAUUUUACCUGUAGGCUCUUGCGAGUCUUGGCCCUUUGUAUAGGCUAAGUAUCCCCAGGGGAACAUGGACCCCAGGUUGAGAACCAUAAGAGGCAGUACCAGGAAAUUAAUUAGAUCUUUAAUAAUCUCUAUUGGCAUAUCCCCAACAUACCUUUAAAAAUACUUCCUUUACAGUGAGAUGAGAUGUGAUGUGAUUGUCCUACACCUGUUCAGGUAAUUGUGAUAUCAUGAGAUGUGGGGAAUGUGGCCGUCAGGGUUGUGGUGGAAUAUAGGAAUUAUGCCAGUAGUAACACCCUCAGGCAAGGUUUUCCUAAAUGAAUGUGUUUUUAGCCACUCAAAUCAUGCCUGAAAUCGUAACUAAUAACAAGCCAAUUAACCAUUUAGCAGACAUUAUAACCAAAUAGCUGAACUUUUCACCAAAUCAAAUGUCGAUUGACACAUAAGAUUAAGGAUACAGUGGGGGGAAAAAGUAUUUAGUCAGCCACCAAUUGUGCAAAUUCUCCCACUUAAAAAGAUGAGAGGCCUGUAAUUUUCAUCAUAGGUACACGUCAACUAUGACAGACAAAUUGAGGGAAAAAAAAUCCAGAAAAUCACAUUGUAGGAUUUUUAAUGAAUUUAUUUGCAAAUUUUGGUGGAAAAUAAGUAUUUGGUCACCUACAAACAAGCAAGAUUUCUGGCUCUCACAGACCUGUAACUUCUUCUUUAAGAGGCUCCUCUGUCCUCCACUCGUUACCUGUAUUAAUGGCACCUGUUUUAACUUGUUAUCAGUAUAAAAGACACCUGUCCACAACCUCAAACAGUCACACUCCAAACUCUACUAUGGCCAAGACCAAAGAGCUGUCAAAGGACACCAGAAACAAAAUUGUAGACCUGCACUAGGCUGGGAAGACUGAAUCUGCAAUAGGUAAGCAGCUUGGUUUGAAGAAAUCAACUGUGGGAGCAAUUAUUAGGAAAUGGAAGACAUACAAGACCACUGAUAAUCUCCCUCGAUCUGGGGCUCCACGCAAGAUCUCACCCCGUGGGGUCAAAAUGAUCACAAGAACGGUGAGCAAAAAUCCCAGAACCACACGGGGGGACCUAGUGAAUGACCUGCAGAGAGCUGGGACCAAAGUAACAAAGCCUACCAUCAGUAACACACUACGCCGCCAGGGACUCAAAUCCUGCAGUGCCAGACGUGUCCCCCUGCUUAAGCCAGUACAUGUCCAGGCCCGUCUGAAGUUUGCUAGAGUGCAUUUGGAUGAUCCAGAAGAGGAUUGGGAGAAUGUCAUAUGGUCAGAUGAAACCAAAAUAUAACUUUUUGGUAAAAACUCAACUCGUCGUGUUUGGAGGACAAAGAAUGCUGAGUUGCAUCCAAAGAACACCAUAUCUACUGUGAAGCAUGGGGGUGGAAACAUCAUGCUUUGGGGCUGUUUUUCUGCAAAGGGACCAGGACGACUGAUCCGUGUAAAGGAAAGAAUGAAUGGGGCCAUGUAUCGUGAGAUUUUGAGUGAAAACCUCCUUUCAUCAGCAAGGGCAUUGAAGAUUAAACGUGGCUGGGUCUUUCAGCAUGACAAUGAUCCCAAACACACCGCCCGGGCAACGAAGGAGUGGCUUCGUAAGAAGCAUUUCAAGGUCCUAGAGUAGCCUAGCCAGUCUCCAGAUCUCAACCCCAUAGAAAAUCUUUGGAGGGAGUUGAAAGUCUGUGUUGCCCAGCGACAGCCCCAAAACAUCACUGCUCUAGAGGAGAUCUGCAUGGAGGAAUGGGCCAAAAUACCAGCAACAGUGUGUGAAAACCUUGUGAAGACUUACAGAAAACGUUUGACCUGUGUCAUUGCCAACAUAGGGUAUAUAACAAAGUAUUGAGAAACUUUUGUUAUUGACCAAAUACUUAUUUUCCACCAUAAUUUGCAAAUAAAUUCAUAAAAAAUCCUACAAUGUGAUUUUCUGGAUUUUUUUUCUCAUUUUGUCUGUCAUAGUUGACGUGUACCUAUGAUGAAAAUUACAGGCCUCUCAUCUUUUUAAGUGGGAGAACUUGCACAAUUGGUGGCUGACUAAAUACUUUUUUUCCCCACUGAAUGUGGCCUGUGCAUGAAUCAAUCACCCAAAGGGGAGGAUGUAGAUGAUGAAGAGUACUGGACCCAGCACAAAGCCCUGGGGGACACCCUGGCGUUGUUAGCACCAUUCUCUAACCAACUGCACCAUCUUUCUCAUGUUGAAGUAAAGUUCCUCCUCUAUCCCGGCAGAUUGGUGUCACUGAAACUAGUAAGCCAUUCCAGCAACAAGAAACAAUGGAAGAGCCUAGAUGAACUCAGUCGCGUCUUCAAUAGACACAAGACUGACGUCUAUGGUAAGGUCUGGUCAGUUGGUCUCCAUCUUAAACAAGACAGCAUUAAAAUAGCUCACUGGAAUCAUUAGCAUCUCAUUAUUAUUUUGCACAGUUUCAUUUUACACAUGAUAAUUUUGUAUUUUUCUAGAAUAUGUCGAAAAGAACUGGAAGGAGGAUGAGUUUUUCGGGUACCAGCUUCUGAAUGGCCUCAACCCCAUGAUGAUCCAUCGCUGCUCCAAGCUUCCAGAGAACUUCCCCGUCACAGAAGACAUGGUGAAAACUUCCCUCUUCGGAAAAAGCCUUGAGGAGGAAAUUCAGGUUUGUCAAAAUGGAGUAAUGUAUGUCAUUCAUCGUUCUGUUAUUGCUCUAGUGGUUUCUUCCUCAGGAAAUGUUGUGUAGUACAGUACAUUGUGUCAGUACACUUCCUUUGGCAUGGUGUUGAUGUUGGAUCCCUAACUCAUUAAUGUCCUAACCUAAACAGAAAGGCAACAUCUUCCUGGUUGAUUACAAGCGCCUACAUGGAGUGACAGCAAAUGUGAUCCACGGGAAACAGCAGUUCUUGGCUGCCCCGCUCUGCUUGCUCUAUAUAACCCCAGAAGAGAAGCUCAUACCCAUCGCAAUCCAGGUACAUCUCACAUAAGAAUGACAUCUUUACAUCCGAAACCCAAAUUAAAUCAUCUUAACAGAAUGUUUGCCACUGGAGGUGCUCUUGAACCAAAAGGGGUCCCAUAAAAUGGACAGAAAUAUUGCCCAGAAGUUACCUAAUUGACCAGAAAGCAAAAAGCAUGAGCAAAAGCAAAAGCAAAAGCAUAUACUGUUAACCUAAAACAAAGGAUUUUGGGGUUUCAUGAUUAAUGUUAUAUCCUAUGUCCUUAAGAACCAUACAGGUAACACUCGUUUUAAGCAAACAACUAUUAAAACUUCCGUAUGUCUUUAAAUUGUGGCAAUAUAACCAUUCUCAAUUAAUGAAGCAAGCCAUGAUUGUUCCAUUUCCUUUCACAGCUGAAGCAGGAGCCUGGAGCUAACAACCCUAUCUUCCUUCCUACUGACUCUGAGUAUGACUGGCUACUGGCCAAGAUUUUUGUGAGGAACGCCGACUUCGCUGAACACGAGCUGAACUUUCACCUGCUGAGGACUCACCUGCUGGCUGAGGUGUUUGCUGUGUCGACACUGCGCAACCUACCAAUGGUGCAUCCCAUCUACAAGGUACAUACCUGCUGCUGUGCGUGCAGACACUGAGUUUGUUUUCAACUGUUAUAAUGCUGCUAUUAUGUGAGUUCUCAUUUUCCUAUUAACUCAAUAAUUUUAACAUGAUUAAGAGAAACCUGAAGUAUUUGGAAAUAAAUGUAUUGUAUGUAUUUUUUUGUAAUUGAAUGAAGCAGUAGCUUGUUUGUAGUACAGUACAUAGCAUUUUUAGGUGUGAAUUUCAUGUACGAUCGUUCCAUCUUUCUCCAUAGCUCCUGAUCUCUCACUUCCGCUACACUCUACAGAUCAACACUCUGGCUAGACAGGCCCUCAUAUCAGAGAAUGGGGUGAUCACAAAGGUAGUGGCUAUUCCAUUCUUAUGGUGUUAUGUUCUAUAAUAUGCUAAUAUGUAUGCAAUAUCACAAUGCUAGUGGAAACUGUAAUUCAAAAGCAUAUGAAGGCUCUGUGUUAAAAAAAGAAGCACCCUGCUUUCCGCAUGCUGAUACAAUCAAUUUCCACUAGCAUUGCUACAUUCUCCAAAAAUGAUUAUUCUAGACGUUCCUAAAUGACCAGCUAACUUAUUUAAAAACUGUUCGGAUGAAACAACACUAGGUAAAUCUAAAAUAAGGCCUUCUAAACACUAUACGAUUAUACAAUCUUAACUUUUGUUACGUUCCCCAGCAAGAAAACCAAAAAUGUUGCUCAACCAGAAGGGGGAACUAACAGGGUCACUGACCAACAACCAAAACAGGUGGGGCUUUAGGAGGGGUUCUGAAAGAAACUCAUGGGGGUGUCCACUGAAAGUUGACUAGCAACAACAACUGGAACCUAAAAGACACCCACCAUGAGCACCCACAAAAUGUACCCAAGAAGAGGCAAACACAAAAAAAAACAUCAAAUUUACAGACAGGACACAAAUAGGGAGCACCAACAAAAGGUGUUGACCCUCCACAUCUCUCAAGACAACUGGAGCACAGGGCCAGCCGCUCUUAAAUAGCACCUGGGCCAGCACCGGUGAAACACCUUCCCACUAACAAGAUGGCAACCAGCACAGGUGUAACACGUACUGUCUAACGAGGUGACACCAAUCGGUGCGCCCUACAUGCUAACGAGCUAUACUGUAUGUGCUAUAGUCCAACCUCAAAACAUAAAAUGGAAAAACCAAAGCCUGUAACACAUUUGACACUGAGCUGGUUAUCGUUAUGAGACGUACACCUAGCGACACAUACCGCGGUAGGGUAAAUCAAUCAUUAGGCUGAACUGUCAGGCACUGUUGUGAUACAUCUCUGCGAACCUCUCAGCGGUAAAACUUGAAUUAAUAAACGGGUGGGUUGUUUAGCAACAAAACCGAUGCGUGCGCAACUUGAGGGCAAAAUCACUGUCAACGCCAAAGGAUUAUUGACAACUUGAACUAUAUUUAGUCUACAAAUGUUUAUUGAAAACAUAAAUAUAUUUGCACAUAAAGCACUUGUCUCUCAAAUAUAUUGUUAGUUGUUGGUCAGCCCAGUUAGAGAAUUGUAGCCAUAUUAGCAUAGAUGUGACAUUGCUAGUUAUCUGACCGUUCAGAAUCAUAACACAGCCAUCUGCCCCAUCGAUGUGUGUGCAUCAUUUUUGUUAUGUCAGGCAACCUGUCUUUUUCGCUUAAACCACAGAGCUGCCCUGGCGUCUGCCAUUCACAAGUUCUGUCAUCGAUAAUCCUGUUUGAUAUUUAAAAACACUGAUCAUCGUUAGAACGCACUGCAUGGCUUAUUAUAUGACACAAGGGGAGAAGUGAUAGGUUGUUCUCGCUGGUUACAUAAACCAUGUUUCCAUCCAACCAUUUUAUGCAGAUGAAUUACCCAACAGGCUUGAUGGAAACAGCAUAUUUUGGGGGAAAAAACUCAAUACUGUCAAAAACUAAAUACUUUAGACAAGGAUGGAUAUUAUUUUAUCGGUGAAAUAGAUUAUGCCACGAUAAAAAGGGUGAACUAUCCCUUUAACCCAUCUUGAAGAAUGCAAGUAUUGGAGGUCCAGGGAUGAUGGAGUUCCUGAAGAAAGCGGUGGCCUCAUUGACCUACAGCUCCCUCUGUAUGCCGGAGGACAUCACAGCACGCGGUCUGGAGUCAAUCCCCAACUUCUUCUACAGGGAAGAUGGACUCAAGAUGUGGGACAUUGUUCACAGGUAGUUUGUGUACAGGUCUAUAGAGUUUUGUGGUAAUAAAAAAAUGCCCAGAUCUGUCAAAUAAAUAUCGUAAACUUCAUUAUAAUUUGAUUUGUGCGUUAUAAGGAGGCUAGUUCAUGCAACUACAUUUUUGCAUUGCUCGAUUUACUAAACUCUAGUUAACUCUAGUCUACUCCUUCCCCCAAAGUAAAUCAGCUGCCAGAUUAUAAUGAGGUUUACUGUGUUUUUUGCACUGACAAUGUUGCCCAUAAUAUCAGUGCUGGGUCGUUCCAUGAAAUGAGUGCCUUUUGUGUCCCUUUGAUAUUUUAAAAGCCUGUUAUACUAAAGCUAUAUUAAAUAGACCUCAUGGAAAAUUCAAUACAUUUUUUAAUAUGAAUAAAGUCUUGCUAAAGUGCAGAAAUUCAGCAUUUUGACAUGUCCCUCUGUGCAUUCUCUGUGACUUCUAGGAAGAUGUUAACCCACUUAACCUCAAAAUGUCUCCAAGUUUUCACCAUUUUAAAGCUUUAAUUAUUUUGUUGCUUUGACAAAGUAAUUUCUGAAGAUUAUUAUAUAUUUCACAUGAUUAGUGAUUCAUUUUAAGGUAAAAAUAAAACCUGUUCCUCAUUUUAAGGUCAAUCGUGUUAGGUGAACUGAACUCGCUUUUUAAAAUGGUGAAACUAUUCCUUUUUUUUUAAAAUAUUUUUUUCAUAAAGAAACAUUGAACAUCUAGUCAAAUCGUAGUGUAAAAGCAGGUGUGCGGGCCGAGCAUAACACAUCAACCCAGUUACCCAUAGAUAGGCUAGAAAUGUUUUCACAAUGAAGCUUACAUUCAAUUGCCCCUCCAUGUUGCACACAACAAGCUUCCAUUCCCCCUGUCACCUCGAGAUUUAUGGCUGAUUUAAGAUAAAAUCGUCAAAACACUUACGGUCAACCCUGUUACUUUGUUAGUCACUUAAUAGCCACUUACUAUAGUAUUUUUUUAUUUAAUAACCUCUUGAUGAUAAAAAAAAAUAUGAAGUUUAACGUGCUCUUUAUGACAGAAUGUAAAAAUGUUGUUAAAUACAUUUUUUUUAAAUCACCAAGUUACACUACUCAUAAGGCACCUAACUGGUGGAACGGCCCUGCUGUGUUUUGUCAUAGUGUUUGGCUAAUACCUGAUGUUGUCCUGUGGUUUUGUAUAGGUUUGUUCAGAGAGUGAUUGGUCACUACUACACCUGUGACGCAGACGUCCAGAAGGACUGUGAACUGCAGAACUGGAUCAAGGAUAUCUUCUUCCAUGGGUUCCUGGCCGAAACCAGCACAGGUUGCACUUUUCUCAUUUAAAAAGACACACUACCACUUUCUCAACUCUUAAUCAUAAUACCACAUCAGUGCAAUACAAAAGUACAGAUCUGAUUUGUUGAUUUAAUAUUUCUGAUAAUAAACGUAAUAUCCGGAAAAUCCCAAGUGAUUCCAUACAGUAUCUAGGUUUGCAACCAAUUGGCAUCAGAUUUUCAUGUGAAUAUUCUAAAAUCCCCACUUAUUUUUUUCUUCUCACAUUUUCCCACCAGUGACGUUUCCACCAAAUGGACUUGUUGCGGAUUUUAAAAAGAAUCAGUGCAUGAUGACAAAAUUAACUUUUUCGCUUAAGUUUUCAUAAAAAAUAAAAAAUCUAAAGUUCAAUGUGUUUCCAUCACAUUUUUAACUAUCGAUAGUUUUCACAAAAACUGUUGCGUUAAAUAGCAAAUGUGCCUACUCUGGUCUUGACAUGUAAGCUCUAGCCAACAGCUGGCAGAUACAGUGCGGGUAGUCGCAGUUGUAAAUGAGAACUUGUUCUCAACUGGCUUACCUGGUUAAAUAAAGGUGAAAUAAAAACAAUUUAAAAAAAAUGAGAAUAUUAUGGAUAAGAGCGAGAAUAUUUGUAUUUGUCAAACGGCAGUCAAGCAUCUAUCAUCAUGUCACCAGAAUAAACCCCUCAAUAUUUAUCCUGUUUCCGUUACAGCUGUCUUUAUUAUUGUUUUAUACGGUAUGACUUACAUAAAAACUGUGGAUGGAAACAUGGUUACAGAAACUAAUGUAGUUUGAUGGUUCUUUCAAUGGUGGAUGGAUGACUCUCUUUGUGGAUACAAACGGGAUGGAGACUGAUUACUCUUUUGUAGAUUUAAUCUUCAACUGAACACUGUUACAAGCAUGCAUGAACUGCCAUUCUUCCUGUUCUCUUCCAACAAUUAGCAAACAUCUGACCAAUCAGAAUAGCACAAAGUAGUUGUGAGGUAGAUAAUCCAUUACCAUUCCAAUUCCAAACAACUGAUUCACCACAUUUUAGAACUAACAACAGUGGCUUUGAAAAUAAUAAUAACUCUCAUACAAUAAUCUUACAUUUCUUCCUGCCUCCCCCUAGAGAAACGUCCCCGUUUCUACACUCAAUAAGAAAAAAAUACUGCUGGAGGUCCAAAGAUCUGUAGUCUUCUCACUUCAGUACAUAGACUACCCUGUCACUUAAGAGACUAACUCGGUGGCGACCUGGGCGCUCAGAGGAACUUUGCUCCAGUACUGCUGGUUGGGGUGUAGACAUCUGGUCUACUGAGGGGUCAGGUCGGUCAAUGUCUAAUGGCCUGGGCCGGGCAGAGGGGUCCUGACAAGGGGCCUGAUGAGGGGCCUGGUGGGGCACAGAGGGAUCCAGGGACAGCUCAGGUAAGUAGCGCUCCCAUGUCUCACAGGGUCUUGAGGACCUGAAGGGUAAGGCACCUGGGCUGUCAGGGUCAGAGGUCAAGGAGGUGCAGGUAAGUGUUCCACAGGCUCAUUCGUUCCAUGUCAGGGUACAGUUGAGGUGUACGGUCUUAAACGGUUUUAGUGGAUCACUUGGGUCUUGUUAGAUUGGUCCAGCAGGUACCUGAUCCUGUAGGUUACACCAGGGUCCUCUUCUGUAGAUCCAAGGCACUCCAUUACCUCAAAGGGUCCUUUCCAGUGUUGUGAAAGCUUCUGAUGUGAUGUUGUAGGGUCUUUAAGGCACACAAUGUCUCCUGGGUUGUAGGGAAUGUGCAUGACAUUCUUGUCGUAGUUGCGUUUUUGUUGAAAGUGAGCAUGUUCUUUGUUCUGUGUGGCAGAUCCAAGGGCAGACUGGACCUUGUCGAUGAGUUGAGCUGCAUAAUCUGCUGGCGAUCCCGCUGUAGAGACGGACCGCUGCGGUCCAGCGGGGAACAGUAGUUUGGCUGGCAUCUUCGCUUCUUAACCAUGUGUCAGACAGAAGACGCUGAAACCCAUUGUAGAGUGAGUGCUGGUGUUGUAGGCCAGGGCAAGUUGGUUUAAGCACUUGUCACCAGGCUGUUGAGGCAGUGUCUUGGCCAGCUGAUCGAUGAGUGUCCGAUUUGAAAUUGUUCCACCAUCCCAUCACAUUGUGGAUGAUAGGGGCUGGUUCUGGUCUUCUUAACUCCCAGCAACUGGCAAAGGUCUCGGACGAUGUCGGACUCAAACUGAUGUCCUUGGUCAGUGUUCAAGGUCUCUGGUAUGCCAUGUUUGCUGACAAAGUUCUUGAAGAGACACUUGUCCACAAUUGUAGAGUGCUGGUCUUUCAUGGCGUAGAGGUUGAUGUACUUUGAAAAGUAAUCCUGCACCACAAGCACAUAAAGUGCCUUCAGAAAGAAAGUAUUCGUACCCCUUGGCUUAUUCCACGUUGUUGCGUUACAGCUGGAAUUCAAAAUGGAUUAAAUAUAAUUAUUUUCUCACCCAUCUACACACAAUACCAAUAAUGACAAAGUGAAAACAUGUUUUCAAUUUUUUUUGCAAUUUUAUUGAAAAUGAAAUACAGAAUACAUUAAAGUCAAAACUGUAACUCAGCCACUUAGGAACAUUCAGAGACUGUAUAUUCUUCAAACAACUUAUUUUAUUAUAAGAAUUGCAAUUCUGGAGCGGUCAACAAUCACACAACAGGUGCAUAGUUAAGAGCCCAAUGAAAAAGAGUUGGGUCUCAGCUUUUAUUAGAAGAGUACAACCUCCCUUUGGGUUGUGACAACCAGACAGAACUAUAGCCAUGAGGAAGCACUGGUUGGUGACCCUAAUGUACAGUCAAAGGACUAUGGAACUGAGAAACUGUGGUUGGCCUGUGGUGAGGUCUUGUCUCGACACUGUUUCUAAAAAGGAACCGAAACCAUUUGUCUUGCUCGUCUCUCACAGCUUAGUUCAGUCUACUGCUGAAUAACAGGAUAUGGAAUAACAGCAUUUGGCUGUAAGUCCAGAACCAUGAGUCCGUCACGUAGACAAAUGGGAAGUGUUCUGGCAGAGGGAACAAGUCUCAUUAGUACAUUGUGACUUUAAGUUAAAUGAAUAGAUACACUAGAUAAACAUUAUAAAAGCAAUUUUUGCCACCAUAUUGCUUAAUGGGGAGAACCGGUUUAAAGUUUCUGUCGGCUGAAUGAGCGACACCAGUUGAGCAUGCCGACAGCAUUUCUUUCCAGAAGCCUUGAGAAGAUUGUCUGGCUGCGUGAUAUUAUGUUUUUAUGGUGUAAUGAUGUCAUGUCAUAGUAUCGUGGGGAACAGGUUAGAGUUACUAGAUAAGUGGUUAGGAGACAGAAAGUCUACAUUCCAUUAUGUCAAAGGAGAUUACUGAUGUUUAGGGUAAUAACAACAGAGAAAGGGAGUGCUAUGAUGGCUGCCAGAUGUAUGUGAAAGGGAGUAUAACCAAGAGUAUAAAGGAGGUUAGAUUUGUAUGUGUGGGCAGUUCAACUGACGAAGGGCAAAGCCAUGUCCGUUUGUUAGAUGAACCCACGAGCUCGUGAUCCAAUAACUACUUGGUAUAAAAUCUCCACAGAAUGUCUAAGUAAAUUCUUGCAUCUUGAACUUCUCAAUACCAGAAACUCAUAACACUGCGGGUACUGUGCGGGGGGAUUUAUAUUACUAUCUGUACUUACUGGUGGCACAGAUGCUAUUUCAUCAUUUCCUACACUUAAAUUGCCCUUGCCUAACGAUUGCAUCUGAAGCUGGGCUUGCAACAGGACUAUCCUCACCAUAAGGCGAUAGUGCUCCUGUAUAUUAUGAGUACAGCGACUGCAAUUAGAUGGCAUAGUGUUAAUGUUACUACUUACCUUUUUCGGCUGGUGGAGGUCCUGUAGAACCAUGUCCAGAUAAAGCGUCCGGGGUGAAAAAGUUGAGCAGGGGGGGGGGGACUGUAGCAACAGUAGCAACAAGCAGCACAAAGACAAGUCAUCUAUAUUCACAGGGAGUGCAGCGAUAUCCAGUAGGGCAUGGUGUUGCUGCAGGAAAUCCCAGCCCAGUAUCACUGGAUGGUGGGCCCCUCUGACAACUUGAAACUCAUGCUUGAGGUAUUCUUUCCCUAGGGGAAAUGCCUAUUGACAAAGUCCAGGGAACGUCCAAACAUUGUCCAUUGACAGAGCGAGCGAACGCAAAGGAUGUCUUCUUGGGGCACUUUUUCAGCGCUGGAUGUGAAGUUCUGAAAUCCUCAGAUGGCAAGAAUGUUAGCUGAAACGCGCUCUGCGGAAGCCAUCUUGUCACUUUCGAUUUUGAAUUGUGGGGUGUCAACAGGGAGCUCUAGUGCACUGGCUGAAGUUUGCUCCUUAACGACAACUAGUGAUCGUUUCCCUGCUGUGUGGAACCAGACACGUUAGGCUGCCUAUGUCUGUCAGGGGACUGGAAGUAUACACUGCGCCUGUAGUGAGGGCUUACCUAUCCUUCUCUCCUUGGAGGUGGACUCAGGCUGUUGUGUCAUCUGUCCCUUGCAUCAGACUGGUGCCUGUAGUCUGGGUAGUGAACUCUUGGUGGGUAGUCUAGAGAGUAGUAGCGACAGCUUCCACCAUCAGAGUCCCAAUCACGCUGGCCUUGGCAGUACUCUGGAGAGGCAGGAAGGUACUGACGGUGACACUCUAGGCCACGGCCACGUCGUAGGCUCAUGAUGGAUGUUGAGUUUGAUGGUCUGGUGAGAAGCCAAGUGCUCUACUGGCAGCAUCAUUGGAUGGGGUGCAGGUCCUGUCGGCCCAGAAGGCUAAACGCUGUGUGAGGUUCUGGUUUUCCUCCUGUAGCUGGCGUACCUCAUUCUUCAGGCCAUUCACAGUGAGAGUCAGCUGUUUCACAGCAUGAAUGAGCUUCUCAUCCGUGUCAUUAGAAGGAACCAUUGCAACCUAGUCUGGGGUCUGUGCCACUGGCGGGUAUGUAGCAUGUAGUUGGAGAGCUGCACAUGCUCUUUCAAAGCAACUUGCGACUAGCAGUGCAUCACCGAUGUCCUCCGCUCCAUUUUCAUGAAUCUUCGCCUGCAAGGCAGGGUCCAAUCCAGCCGCGAAUUGGUGAAACUUCUCCCCCUCCUGUGCCUUAUGGUCAUAGUCUGGGAAGGCCUCUAGAACCAACGAGUGAUGUCAUCACUGUACACAUUCAAGCUCUCACCAGGCUUCCCAGGGCGAGCAUUCGCAUUUGUCUGAAAGAAUGGAAGACAGUGCUUGGGGCCAAAGACUUCCUUGAGUUUGGUCUUGACAACAGAGUAGGUCUUCUGAACCAUUGGCGAAAGGCUAUCCCAGUAGAAGAAUGCUGAAUCAGCUAGGUGUGUGGGCAAUACUGAGGCUAACACAUGUCCAACUCCAUAUCUGGCAGAUUGUACAUAGCCUGCACAGCCACUUCAAAGCGACGAGACCAGCAGGCAAACGACAUUACAUUUUGAAUGCUUAGCAGGACAGGAAAAUUGUGAAAUUCACGCACGUAUCAAGAGAACAUGUGGUCAUCCCUACUGCCUAUGGUCUGGCGGACCAACUAAACACAAAUGCAUCUUUUGUAAAUAAUGUCUGAGUGUUGGAGUGUGCCCCUAGCCAUCUGUACAUUUUUAAAAACAAGAAAAUGGUGCCAUCUGCUUUACUUAGUAUAUUUUAGCAAUUCCAUUUACUUUUGAUACUUAAGUAUAUUUAAAACCAAAUACUUUUAGACUUUUUUACUGGGUGACUUUCACUUUUACUUGAGUAACUUUCUAUUAAGGCAUCUAUACUUUUACUUAAGUAUGACAAUUGGGUACUUUUUCCACCACUGAUUGUCCAAAUGUCCAGCUUGAUUAGAAUUGUCCAAAAGUCCAGCUUAUUUAGCAUUAGCCAGAGGUUCAGGGCCAUUGUUGUUCAGAGAUUCUGUUUCAGACACGUUGUUCCAAGAAAGUAGCAACAGGUUGGCAAAAAGGCUUAAACAUUUUUGCAAAAGUGACAAAAACUGCAGUAAUCCUCUAAAUAUCUCAGAAAAAAGAUAGUAGCUAGCUCUUACCAGCUGUCCAGAUUAGUCCUUUAUCCUAGUGCUAGCUGGUGACGGUAUCCACAAUGUCCAUGGAAAAAUAACCAGCAAAAACACAAAACUGUCAAGACAAUAGCACCGCUGCUGACACUAAUGUAGUUUCAGGGUUCUUCCAAUGGUGGAUGGAUGAGUCUGUGGAUACAAACUGGAUGGAGACGAUUACUCUUUUGUAGAUUUAAUCAUCAACUGAACAUGGUUACAGCCACACAUCAACUGCUGCACUUCCUGUUUACUUCCAACAAUUAACAAACAUCUGACCAAUCAGAAUAGAGCAAAGUAGUUGCUAGGUAGAUAAUCAAUUAACGUUCCACAAAAAAUGGCUUAUUCGGCCGUAUGCUUUCAAUAAAACAAAGCAUUUGUCCACAAUUCACAGAUUUCUGAUUGACUCAUUCACUGACAACGAAGCAAAGUGAGCAGUGUACAAUGAUACAUAAUGCAUCAUGUGACCUGUUUUUGCAGCUGUCUGUGUUCGGCACUACAGGGAGAGAGAGGGGGAGAUUGCAAACUCCUACAAACUAGUUUCAAUGUAUCGAAUCACUUGGGAAUUUCUGGAUUUUAGGUCAACUUCCCUUUCAUGGUUAACAUUCCCAAACUAUAUCCCGGAUAAUUUGCAAAAUGUCAAUACAGUGUCUGAAUGAAAUGGUUUAUUGUACCUUCUCCAUGCAGGAAUCCCUCAGUCUUUCAGUUCAGUGACAGAGCUGGUCAAGUUUAACACCAUGGUGAUUUUCACAGUGUCUGUCCAACAUGCUGCAGUCAACAAUGGGCAGGUAAUGAAACCUAUUGUGUGAUUUUAGUUUGAUGUGUUUCUGAUCUAUUAUAUUGGAAAAGCAAAGUGGUUUGAUCUAUUUUGCCAUUGUCAUUCCAGUUUGAUUUUGGCGGCUGGAUGCCCAACUUCCCCAUCUCCCUGCAACAGCCUCCUCCCACCACUAAGGGGCAGUGUACUGAGAGCACCAUGCUGAAGACCUUCCCUGACAUCAACACCACCGUCAAUGGCAUGGCAGUGGUGUACCUUCUGAGCAAGCAGUCCACUGACUAUGUGAGUAUAUGAGAGAAACUGUAUUAAAAACAGUAUAUUCUAUGAUGUUAAAACAUUUAAUGACAAUCCCAAUCAAAUCGUUUCCUUAGUAUUCAUAAUUAAAAUAUCAUCAGUGGUUCAUGAAACAACAGUUUCUAUGUUAUUUCAAAUUUCAUCAACUCUCUUGCCUCCUUAGGUCGCUCUUGGAAAUGGCUAUCAGGAUCACUUCAGCGAAAAGACUCCUCUGGAACUGAUUCAUGAAACUCAAGAUAUGCUGAAGAGAUACAACUUUGAAAUCCAAGGCAGGAAUGUCUCUUUGCCCCUGUCAUACACCUACCUGAAUCCCAACAAUGUGGAGAACAGUGUGGCCCUGUAAAUUGAGUCAGGGGUUCGUAUUUAUUAGGCACCAAAUGGAAGAA